Messenger RNA from Orbicella faveolata, 1659 nucleotides. RefSeq lists its product as uncharacterized. Lineage: Eukaryota; Metazoa; Cnidaria; Anthozoa; Scleractinia; Merulinidae. The record is from RefSeq and is a predicted model, not a curated record.
AUGUGUUUAACAAGAGUGCGCAAGUGGUUUCACAAAGACAUUCAAAAGCACUGGACAAGUACCCAAAGUAAUGCAUCAAGAACGACCCGUAUUCUUAGUUUAAUAUCGAACCAAACAGCUGCAAUAAGGCAGCAUGUUCUUCAGCAGCAGACAGGAAACAAUCGGAAUGAUGUGCCCCUUCCAAGUGCAUACGACGAAACUGCCAUAACAACACAGGUUCUACAACAACCACAAUUAAGGACCAACCAUCAGGAUGGUGUCUUUUCAGGACUACUGGACCAAACAGCUGCAAUAAGGCAGCAUAUUCUUCAGCAGCAGACGGGAAACAAUUGGAAUGAUGUGCCCCUUCCAAGUGCAUACGACGAAACUGCCAUAACUACACAGGUUCUGCAACAACCACAAUUAAGGACCAACCAUCAGGAUGGUGUCUUUUCAGGACUACUGGACCAAACAGCUGCAAUAAGGCAGCAUAUUCUUCAGCAGCAGACGGGAAACAAUUGGAAUGAUGUGCCCCUUCCAAGUGCAUACGACGAAACUGCCAUAACUACACAGGUUCUGCAACAACCACAAUUAAGGACCAACCAUCAGGAUGGUGUCUUUUCAGGACUACUGGACCAAACAGCUGCAAUAAGGCAGCAUAUUCUUCAGCAGCAGACGGGAAACAAUUGGAAUGAUGUGCCCCUUCCAAGUGCAUACGACGAAACUGCCAUAACUACACAGGUUCUGCAACAACCACAAUUAAGGACCAACCAUCAGGAUGGUGUCUUUUCAGGACUACUGGACCAAACAGCUGCAAUAAGGCAGCAUAUUCUUCAGCAGCAGACGGGAAACAAUUGGAAUGAUGUGCCCCUUCCAAGUGCAUACGACGAAACUGCCAUAACUACACAGGUUCUGCAACAACCACAAUUAAGGACCAACCAUCAGGAUGGUGUCUUUUCAGGACUACUGGACCAAACAGCUGCAAUAAGGCAGCAUAUUCUUCAGCAGCAGACGGGAAACAAUUGGAAUGAUGUGCCCCUUCCAAGUGCAUACGACGAAACUGCCAUAACUACACAGGUUCUGCAACAACCACAAUUAAGGACCAACCAUCAGGAUGGUGUCUUUUCAGGACUACUGGACCAAACAGCUGCAAUAAGGCAGCAUGUUCUUCAGCAGCAGACAGGAAACAAUUGGAAUGAUGUGCCUCUUCCAAGAGUAUACGACGAGACUGCCAUAAGAACACAGGUUCUGCAACAACCACAAUUAAGGGUUCUGCAUUAUGUCGUGAUAUCACGCCUUCUUGGAGAAGUAGCCAACAUAGGACAAGACCUGAUGUCAGAGCAGCCCGUAAGGGCCAGGGCCAGGACCAGGACCAGGGCCAGGGCCAGGGCCAGGACCAGCUACCGUGGUGUUUCCUUUUCAAGGUUACAUGACAGCACACUUACAAGAAGACAACAGUACACAAGGAUCAUGCAUUAUGUCGAGAUGUCACGCCUACUUGGAGAAGUAGCCAACAUAGGACAACAGUACACAAGGGACCAGGAAGAUAUCUCCUUUCCACAACCUCCUGACGAAGCACCUGCAACAACGGCACGCUUUCUGACAGAACCACAGUUGAGGCAGAAGUCUGGAGAAGUCACAGAUGGUCAACAAUGUCAGGAUGCUGGCACCUGUUGACAG